CACACCCAGAUGCUGUGGCAGCUGGUUCUUAAGCCUUCCUCCUUGGGCUCCAUUUUCAACUUCCUCAGCCAGAUGGAGUUAGACUCUCUGGUCUCCUCUAGGUGGGUAAACACAUCUAUGACCAUUCAUUCUCCCAUAGGCACACAUGCACACACUCUCUCUCCCAUUCACAUCCACAUACUAACAACAAAAACGAAUGUAUGAAAUUAACGUCAAGCUGAAUUUGGCUCCAACACCACCUUUAUUGUCAUUACACAGAGUCCAAGUAUAAAGACAAAUGCAGUUGAGCACGUAACUGCAAGUGCAAAAGAAGCAGUAAAAGUACAUCAUGAGCAGUUUGGGUGUCUACAGUAUGACACGGUAUAAACAGUACUAAGUGGUGUGAUCACAUUAAGUACAUAAAUGAAGAGGGUGGAAGACAAAAGUAACUUUAAGGUAUGCCCUCCAGUUUGUUGGCCAACAUAUCCCAUCAUAACUGUUCUUUUACCAAGAUGUUGAUCUAACCAUACUGAAGAACCACAAGUCAAACAAGUCAGAAUUCAUGAAAAACAUAGUCAAGGCCCAUAUUGAAGAAGAAUAGGGUUCUCAUAUCCAAAAUUUACACAGACGGAUCUAACAGCCCUGAUAAUGAUAAAGUCGCUGUUGGUUUAUUCUUUCCAGAUUUCAAGAUCAGAAAAGGCUUUAGAAUUCCAGAUGGCAUAACAGUAUUCACUGCAGAGAUAUCAGGGAUCAUAUUGGCACUUUGCUGGGUGAUGGACAACAAACUGGUCAAGUCAGUCAUAUGUAGCGAUUCAUCAGCCAUGUUAACAUCAAUAAAAAAAAAAAAAGCUAACUUCAAAUUCAGACUCGAUAUUCUAUUAGAAAUAUUUCAAGCACUGUUUCAAAUUCACAGAGCAGAGUGUGAGGUGGGUUUUAUUUGAGUUCCAGCACAUAUGGGUGUGGAGGGCAAUGAGGAAGCAGAUAGCUUGGCACAAAGAGCAACCAAGGAGGAAAGAAUAGAAUAAACAUGGGAGUCUAGGAGCAGCUGGAUGAACUGCUUUUGAUCUUUGCUUUCUUCUUUACAUGGAGGAGUGGACAAAUAUGAAGAAACUUCUGAACUUUCUCAUAACCACAGGACUAGCUCAGAAAAUACAGAGGAUGAAUGACGUCCAGUAGGUGGCAGCAAUACGCCAGUGAUGCGUCUAUUCUGCCUAAUUCAAGGAGGAAGAAGAAAGUUACUUAGUGUUUCUGCCGGAGCUUCACAGUGUGACACCUGGCGGAUGUAAACAAAGAAGCAUGAGCAGAGUUAGCUUUACUGCUGUGUGGACUGAGCUAUGAAACGGCUGUAUUAUAGUAUCAUUGAGAAAUAUUAGUGUUAAAGUAACGAUGUGUUCAGUUGAGUAUCUGAGAGAGUUGAUCAGGGACAGACUAACUGCUGCUGCUGGAGAAAUAUUCACAGAGUUUGAAAAAACCAUCGUCCAGUACCAGGAGGAGAUCGAUCGUCAGCGCAGACUGCUGGAUGUCAUCUGGAAACCACACAUCCCCUUACAAUCCAUAGAGCUCCCACAGUCUUAUGUCUGUGAGAAUGAGAAGACUCUCAUUGACCAUCAGCCCCAUGAACAGGAGAGAAACUCCAUGGUGGACCAUGAUGACCCAGAGCCUCCACAGAUUAAUGACCAGCAGGAGAAACUCUGCACCAGUCUGGACCAAUCAAAACCCAAGCUUCCUGAAAUCAAAAGGGAACAGGGAGAAUUCUGCACCAAUCGGAACCAGUCAAACCCAGAGCUUCCUCACAUGAAAAAGGAACAGGAUGAACUCUGCACCAGUCUGGGCCAAUCAUACCCAGGGUUUCCACAAAUUAAAAAGGAACAUGAGGAACUCUGCUCCAGUCAGGAGGAAGAGCAACUUGGAUUGAAACAGGAGACUGAUACCUUUGUGGUGACUCCUGCUUAUGAGGAAAGUGACCACAGUGAACCAAAAUCAAACACUGAUCAGCUCCUAUUUCACAUCUCUUGUGCAGCAGGGAGCCCAGAUCAGGAAGGAAGCAAAGAUGUAGACUCAGGAUCAACUAGCUGUAUCAAGCUGAAGCCAAGACAUCACAGUAACAGUCACAGCAAUGAUGUAGACCAUGUUCCAACGUCAGAGAGACAGCAUGAUAAUGACAAGGCAACAAAAUCUCUAACAUGCGAGAUUUGUGGAAAAACCUUUAGGUAUAAGUCAGAAUUAAAGAGACAUCACAGAACCCACACAGGUGAGAAGCCAUAUUCUUGUGAAACCUGUGGAAAACGCUUAAGUCACAUGACUGCCCACAUGAGAUGUCACACAGGUGAGAAACCAUAUGUUUGUAACACCUGUGGUAAAAGAUUUUCUCACUCAUCAGCACAUAAUAGGCACAUGGCAAUUCACAAAGAGGAAAAGCCAUAUUCUUGUGGAACCUGUGGAAAAAGCUUUAGUCAACGGGCCCAUUUGACUGCCCACAUGAGAUGUCACACAGGUGAGAAGCCAUAUUCUUGUGGCACCUGUGGAAGAAGCUUCAGUCAACAGACCCAUUUGACUGGCCACAUGAGAUGUCACACAGGUGAGAGGCCGUAUUCUUGUGGCACCUGUGGAAAAAGCUUCAGUCGACGGACCCAUUUGACUGCCCACAUGAGAUGCCACACAGGUGAGAAGCCAUAUGUUUGUAACACCUGCGGAAAAAGAUUUUCUGACUCAUCAGCACAUAAUAGGCACAUGACAAUUCACAAUAUUGGAAAGCCGUAUUCUUGUGGAACCUGUGGAAAAAGCUUCAUUCAACGUUCCCAUUUGACUGCCCACAUGAGAUGUCACACAGGUGAGAAGCCGUAUUCUUGUAGUACAUGUGGAAAAAGCUUCAGUCAACGGGGCUCUUUGACUGUCCACUUGAGAUAUCACACAGGUGAAAAGCCGUAUGUUUGUAACACCUGUGGAAAAAGGUUCAUUCAACGGGGUGCUUUGACUGUCCACUUGAGAUGUCACACAGGUGAGAAGCCGUAUUCCUGUGGAACCUGUGGAAAAAGCUUCUGUCAUAGUCAUCGAUUGAAAACCCACAUGAGAAUCCACACAGAGCUCCCACAGUCUUAUGUGUGUGAGAAUGAGAAGACUGUCAUUGACCAUCAGCCCCAUGACCAGGAGAGAAACUCCAUGGUGGACCAUGAUGACCCAGAGCCUCCACUGAUUAAUGACCAGCAGGAUGAACUCUGCACCAGUGUGGACCAAUCAAAUCCAGAAUUUCCUCAAAUUAAAAAGGAACAGGAGAAACUCUGCUCCAGUCAGGAGGAUGAGAUACCUGGAUUGAAACAGGAGACUGAUACUUUUUUGGUGACUCCUGCUUAUGAAGAAAAUUACCACAAUGAACCAAAACUGAACAGUGAUCAGCUCUCUUCUCCAGCUGAGAGCUCAGAUCAGGAAGGAAGCAAGGAUGUAGACUCAAGAUCAACUAGAUAUGUCGAGCUGAAGUCAAUAAAUUACAGUAACAACAGUCACCAUAAUAGUCACAGUCACAGUCAUGAUGUAGACAAUGCUCCAGUGUCAGAGAGACAGUGUGAUAAUGACAAGGCAAAAAAAUCUCAAAUGUGCAAUGUCUGUGGAAAAGCUUUUAGGUAUAAGUCAGAUUUAUCCACACAUCACAGAACCCACACAGGUGAGAAGCCGUAUUCUUGUGAAACAUGUGGAAAAAGCUUCAGUCAACGGGCCUAUUUGACUGCCCACAUGAGACGUCACACAGGUGAAAAACUGUAUGUUUGUAACACCUGUGGAAAAAGAUUUUCUAGCUCAUCACCAUAUUAUAGGCACGUGGCAAUUCACAAAGAAGAAAAAACAUAUUCUUGUGGAAUAUAUGGGAAAUGUUCCUGUCGUCGGGACAACUUGGUGCUCCAUAUGAGAAGUCACACAGAGCUCCCACAGUUGUAUGUCUGUGAGGCUAAGAAGACCGUUGUUGUCCAUCAGCCCCAUGACCAGGAGAGAAACUCCAUGGUGGACCAUGAUGACCCAGAGCCUCCACUGAUUAAAGACCAGCAGGAGGAACUCUGCACCAGUGUGGACCAAUCAAACCCAGUGCGUCCACUAAUUAAAACGGAACAGGAGAAAAUCUGCUCCAGUCAGGAGGAAGAGCAACUUGGAUUGAAAUGGGAGACUGAUACCUUUGUGGUGACUCCUGUUUAUGAGGAAAGUGACCACAGUGAACAAAAACUGAACAGUGAUCAGCUCCUCUUUCACUUCUCUUCUACAGCUGAGAGCCCAGAUCAGGAUGGAAACAAGGAUGCAGACAAUGCUCCAAUGUCAAAGAGACAGUGUGAUAAUGACAAGACAACAAAAUCUCUAACAUGUGAAGUCUGUGGAAAAGCUUUUAGGUAUAAGUCAGAUUUAAUCACGCAUCACAGAACUCACACAGGUGAGAAGCCAUAUUCUUGUGAAACAUGUGGUAAAAGCUUCAGGCAACGGGCCUAUUUGACUGCCCACAUGAGACGUCACACAGGUGAGAAGCUCUAUGUAUGUAAAACCUGCGGAAAAAGCUUUUCUAGCUCAUCACCAUAUUAUAGGCACAUGGCAAUUCACAAAGAGGAAAAACCGUGUUCUUGUGGAAUAUAUGGGAAUUGUUCCUGUCGUCGGAACAACUUGGUGCUCCAUAUGAAAAGUCACACAGCUGAGAAAAGCAUUAAAGUAACGAUGUGUUCAGUUGAUUAUCUGAGAGAGUUGAUCAGGGACAGACUAACUGCUGCUGCUGGAGAAAUAUUCACAGAGUUUGAAAAAACCAUCGUCCAGUACCAGGAGGAGAUCGAUCGUCAGCGCAGACUGCUGGAUGUCAUCUGGAAACCCCACAUCCCCUUACAAUCCAUAGAGCUCCCACAGUCUUAUGUCUGUGAGAAUGAUACGACUCUCGUUGACCAUCAGCACCAUGACCAGGAGAGAAACUCCAUGGUGGACCAUGAGGACCCAGAGCCUCCACUGAUUAAUGACCAGCAGGAGGACCUCUGCACCAGUCUGGACCAAUCAAACCCAGAGCUUCCACAAAUUAAAAUGGAACAGGAUGAACGCUACACCAGUCUGGACCAGUCAAACUCAGGGUUUGCACAAAUUAAAAAUGAACAGGAGAAACUCUGCUACAGUCUGGAGGAAGAGCUACUUGGAUUGAAACAGGAGACUGAUACCUUUGUUGUGACUCCUGCUUAUGAGGAAAGUGACCACAGUGAACCAAAACCAAAUACUGAUCAGCUCCUGUUUCACAUCUCUUGUGCAGCUGAGACCCCAGAUCAGGAAGGAAGCAAGGAUGUAGACUCAGGAUCAACUAGAUGUAUCAAGCUAAAGUCAAGACAUCACAGUACCAGCAGUCACAGUAAUGAUGUAGACAAUGCUCCAGUGUCAGAGAGACAGCAUGAUAAUGACAAGGCAACAAAAUCUCUAACAUGCGAGGUUUGUGGAAAAGCUUUUAGGUAUAAGUCAGAUUUAUCCACACAUCACAGAACCCACACAGGUGAGAAACCAUAUUCUUGUGGAACCUGUGGAAAAUGCUUCAGUCGACGGGCCUAUUUGGCUGACCACAUGAUACGUCACACAGGUGAGAAGCCGUAUGUUUGUAACACCUGUGGAAAAAGAUUUUCUGGCAGAUCAGCACAUUAUAGACACAUGGCAAUUCACAAAGAGGAGAAGCCAUAUUCUUGUGGAACCUGUGGAAAAAGCUUCAGUCAACGGGCCUAUUUGACUGCCCACUUGAGAUAUCACACAGGUGAGAAGCCAUAUUCUUGUGGCACCUGCAGAACAGGCUUCAGUCAACGGACCCAUUUGACUGCCCACAUGAGACGUCACACAGGUGAGAAGCCGUAUUCUUGUGGAAUAUGUGGAAAAUGUUUCUGUCGUCGGGACAACUUGGUGAUUCACAUGAGAAGUCACACAGGUGAGAAGCCGUACUCUUGUAAAACCUGCGGGAAAAAUUUCAGUCAAAGUCGUCGAUUGAAAGCCCACAUGAGAAUCCACACAGGUCAGAAGUCGUGGGUAAACACAUCUAUGGCCAUUCAUUCUCCUAUAGGCACACAUAGCAUUAAAGUAACGAUGUGUUCAGUUGAGCAUCUGAGAGAGUUGAUCAGGGACAGACUAACUGCUGCUGCUGGAGAAAUAUUCACAGAGUUUGAAAAAACCAUCGUCCAGUACCAGGAGGAGAUCGAUCGUCAGCGCAGACUGCUGGAUGUCAUCUGGAAACCCCACAUCCCCUUACAAUCCAUAGAGCUCACACAGUCUUAUGUCUGUGAGAAUGAUACGACUCUCAUUGACCGUCAGCCCCAUGACCAGGAGAGAAACACCAUGGUGGACCAUGAUGACCCAGAGCCUCCACUGAUUAAAGACCAGCAGGAGGAACUCUGCACCAGUCUGGACCAAUCAAACCCAGAGCUUCCACAAAUUAAAAUAGAACAGGAUGAACGCUACACCAGUCUGGACCAGUCAAACCCAGGGUUUUCACAAAUUAAAAAGGAACAGGAGAAACUCUGCUACAGUCUGGAGGAAGAGCUACUUGGAUUGAAACAGGAGACUGAUACCUUUGUAGUGACUCCUGCUUAUGAGGAAAGUGACCACAGUGAACCAAAACUAAUCAGUGCUCAGCUCCUGUUUCACAUCUCUUGUGCAGCUGAGAGCCCAGAUCAGGAAGGAAGCAAGGAUGUAGACUCAGGAUCAACUAGAUGUAUCAAGCUGAAGCCAAGACAUCACAGUACCAGCAGUCACAGCCAUGAUGCAGACAAUGCUGCAACAUCAGGGAGACAGUGUGAUAAUGACAAGGCAACAAAAUCUCUAACAUGCGAGGUCUGUGGAAAAGCUUUUAGGUGUAAGUCAGAUUUAAACACACAUCACAGAACCCACACAGGUGAGAAGCCGUAUUCUUGUGGAACAUGUGGAAAAAGCUUCAAUCGACAGACCCAUUUGAAAAUCCACAUGAGAACCCACACAGGUGAGAAGCCAUAUUCUUGUGGAACGUGUGGAAGAAGAUUUUCUGACAGAUCAUCACUUAAAAGGCACAUGAUGGUUCACGAAGAGGAAAAGCCAUAUUCUUGUGGAACAUGUGGAAAAAGCUUCAAUCAACGGGCCUAUUUGACUGACCACAUGAUACGUCACACAGGUGAGAAGCCAUAUGUUUGUAACACCUGUGGAAAAAGAUUUUCUGGCAGAUCAGCACAUUAUAAACACAUGGCAAUUCACAAAGAGGAAAAGCCAUAUUCUUGUGGAACAUGUGGAAAAAGCUUCAAUCGACAGACCCAUUUGACUGUCCACAUGAGAACCCACACAGGUGAGAAACCAUUUUCUUGUGGAACCUGUGGAAAAAGUUUCAGUCAAAGUCAUCGAUUGAACGCCCACAUGAGAACCCACACAGGUGAGAAGCCAUUUUCUUGUGGAAUAUGUGGAAAAUGUUUCCGUCGUCAGGACAACUUGGUGACUCACGUGAGAAUCCACACAGGUGAGAAGCCGUACUCUUGUAAAACCUGCGGGAAAAGUUUCAGUCAAAGUCAUCGAUUGAACGCCCACAUGAGAACCCACACAGGUGAGAAGCCAUUUUCUUGUGGAAUAUGUGGAAAAUGUUUCCGUCGUCAGGACAACUUGGUGACUCACAUGAGAAUCCACACAGGUGAGAAGUCGUGAUCCUGAAACAUCUGUGGAAAACAUAAAAUCACAACUAAGCUUGAAACAACAUGUAAGAAUUGAUCCAGGUUAAAAGUAGAUCCCUGAAAUUUAAAGCACCUUUCAACAACAAUUGUCACAAAGUGUGUAAGCAAUCCUUGAUGAUUAGACCAGAUGGAGUCUGGACUGUGGUGGUGGUGGAGCAGUCAGAAGAACCAAACUGAAUAUCUGGAUGGAUAUGGUGUUAGUACAGACUGCUAUAUUUCUGAUAUCAUGACAUCUUUCAUCAGCAGAGCAGUGAUUUGAGAUAAUGUGAAGCUGUUUGGAACAUUUUCACAUCCUGCUGAGAGAACAUGGCUGUUCAGGUGUGAACAUACUGCUGGAAUCUACACAGCUUGAGUUCUGUUGUCUUUCAAGUAAAAGGAGGCAACAAGAUACUGAGACGUUGUGACAGUAGGACACAACAGAGUGUCACUGCAGCAGAGGAGAUCUGAAUGUGAAAUAAAGUUGUAAUAAAACAU
Amphiprion ocellaris (clown anemonefish) is the source of this 8117-nucleotide messenger RNA. RefSeq names its product zinc finger protein Xfin-like. The record is from RefSeq and is a predicted model, not a curated record. The transcript has 9 exons. Gene Ontology annotation, molecular function: DNA-binding transcription factor activity, RNA polymerase II-specific; RNA polymerase II cis-regulatory region sequence-specific DNA binding. Bases 1366 to 7617 code for a protein of 2083 amino acids. Lineage: Eukaryota; Metazoa; Chordata; Actinopteri; Pomacentridae. Gene Ontology annotation, cellular component: nucleus. Gene Ontology annotation, biological process: regulation of transcription by RNA polymerase II.